AUGGACCAGCUCAAAAAGUACCAGCUGGACGAGGCCGCAAAGGCUUUCAUUGCCGCUAUUGAUCGAGACCGCGUUUGCAGCCUGGCAUCGUCAUUUCAUCGCGAAAGCUGGCCAUGUCGCAUAUUUGGGGAUGUGUCCAAAGGUGGUUACAAUGCAUGUUUUCCCAUAGUUUUUAUCACUCCGGAAGGCAACAAAGCAGAUAGAUGGAUGGUCCGAGUUCCGCUGAUCCCUCGCCUGGCGUUCCCCGAAGAGAAGAUGCGCAGUGAGAUUACUACAAUGAAGUAUAUAUCUGAGAAAAUCAAAAUCCCCGUUCCCCGAAUCUACGGCUACUCAAUGCAGGGAAACAAUAUUCUAGGCCUUCCCUUUUUACUGCUAGAAUACAUUGAGGGCAAAAGCCUAUUAACUAUCCGCUUGAACCAACUCUCCAUAGACGAACAAGAGCAUCUAUAUCCACAGCUUAGUGAAAGAUAUCUCGAACUCUCCCAACAGCAGAAAUCCGAUCGCAUCGGGGCUCUAACACUAGAUCAAAAUGAUGAUAAAUGGGUCUUUUCCCACAACCGACCACUGUCGAUAUUUGUCAAUGGCCAGGUACUGGGCGGGCUCGAUGCAUGCCGCCAUAUGGGACCAUCUUGA
Uncinocarpus reesii 1704 is the source of this 633-nucleotide messenger RNA. RefSeq lists its product as uncharacterized. Bases 1 to 633 code for a protein of 210 amino acids. Gene Ontology annotation, cellular component: mitochondrion. The record is from RefSeq and is a predicted model, not a curated record. Lineage: Eukaryota; Fungi; Ascomycota; Eurotiomycetes; Onygenales; Onygenaceae. The transcript has 2 exons.